Molecule: messenger RNA, 795 nt
Organism: Dioscorea cayenensis subsp. rotundata (Guinea yam)
Lineage: Eukaryota; Viridiplantae; Streptophyta; Magnoliopsida; Dioscoreales; Dioscoreaceae
Exons: 2
Coding region: 1-795 (264 amino acids)
Source: RefSeq, a predicted model, not a curated record
AUGCUUCCUGCCAGGCCAAAAUAUGCAGAAUUUAAUGAAGCCAUUGACAUGAAGAAUCCACAUUUUAAAAUUGGGAUGAAGUUUAGAGAUUUUAAACAGUUCAAGGAGGCAGUAAAAAAUUAUGGAGUUAAGAACAGGUAUGUAAUGAAUUUCAGACCAAACACUAAGACUAGAUGCAAGGCUUACUGCAGCAAAGGUUGUCCUUUCUACUUGUGGGCAUCUCCAAUGGUAAGAGAUGGAGCUACUGUACAGAUCAAGUCAGGUGUGCUAAAGCAUGAGUGUGGAAAAGAACACAAAAAUAGACAUGCAAGUGCUAAGUGGAUAGCUAAGACAUAUAUGGAGCAAUUUAGGGCAGAUCCAUCAUGGAAGUUGGCAGGGAUAAUACAAGCUGUGAAGACUAAUCAGCAGGUUGAAAUAACCAGAUUGACAGCAUAUAGGGCAAAAAACAUCGCUUUAAGGGAGAUAGAUGGUGAUGAGGAAACACAGAUGACCAAGCUAUAUGAUUACAGGCUAGAGCUUCUUAAGACACACCCAGGGUCAACAAUUAAAUUUAGGCGUAAUCAAGGGGUUUUUGAGGCAAUGUAUGUCUGCUUGGCACCUCUUAGAAAUGGGUUUUUGGCAGGAUGUAGGAGGAUUAUCUGUGUAGAUGGUUGCUUCCUCAAAGGGUUAUAUGGGGGACAAUUACUGACCGCAGUAGGUAUAGAUGCUAAUAAUUUAAUUUAUCCUGUUGCAUGGUCUGUGGUUGAUAGGGAAAAUAGAGAGAAUUGGGUUUGGUUCUUGCAGCUGUUAGCAUAG